UCUGGCUUCCUUUAUUGUUAAUACAUCGCACACGUAGUGGCGUCUGUGAAUCAAAAGUGUUGGACGCGUUCGGAAAGCAGAAAACCAAUUGGCUAGUGGAUUGCAUUCGUCUCCUGUGACAAAAAACACGCUCUGGGUCAGAAAAUUUAGAUAAAGAAACUUUGACCGUGUGUAAAUUUUGUUGGCUCGUACGAUUGAUAUCCGUACUUCAUUUGGCCACAAAUCCGGUUUGAAGUUACCAAAAACGGGUACGGCUUAAAAAAUGUAGGCUAAAUAGCAAAUGCUAUUCAUUUGUUCGGUAAAUAUAGCGUGUAAUCAACUGGUCAGCAUUGAAAAGAAAAACAGUAAGUGUGUGUGGCCACGGGCAGGAAAGUAAGCCCGUUUCGUUCGUUCUAUCCCGUGAUCCAUAAUUCGACAACAAUGCUUAACGUAGGCACGGUCACGGUGGAAGCCCACUAUUCCACCAAUUACGUUGAAAAUUAUCUCGAUUCGGUAGAAAAUCUUCCCGACGAUGUGCAGCGGCAUCUGUCACGCAUUCGCGAAAUUGAUGUCCUCUACCGGGGUCAUCUGCGGGAUGUAAAUAUGUACUGCGAGCAAUGGAGCGUCAACCAGACCCAGGGAACUAUAGCCGGAACGACGAAAACCAGUACGAAUGAAGCACCAUCAUUGUCAACGGUGGCAACAACAGAACAGAGCAACGUUUUGAAACGGGCCACUUCUCGCAUACAAAAAAGUCUUAUCGCAGCACAGGAGCUGGGUGACGAAAAGCUACAAAUCAUCCAACAACUGCAAGACCUGAUCGAUCACAAAACACGCCAACUCGAUCAAGAUUUCAUGAACCUUGGCAACGAGUUCUUCGUGCGGCUUGAUUAUGCCCGGGACGAUAAAACAGAUGGUGGUCGGGAUGGAAAUGGUACCAGCGUUAUCGGUACCCUCGGUGGAGGCAGUAGCUCAAGCAACGGACCGGCCCAAUACGGGGUGACAGGAAAUGGAACCGCCAACGGACCGAAUGCUUCCGGUGGAUACGGCCUUAGUGGUGCUGGCAGUAACGGUGGCAACAGUGGACUCGGUUCCAAUUCGCAUAUCAUGCACACAAGCAAUGGAACCAGUGGUAACGGAGUGGCGAACACACUGGGAGGAGGAAAUGGGUCCGGCAUGUAUGGAGCAAACAACGGCAGCGGUUCAUUGAGCAAUGAGCGAAGUUCGAAACGUGCCCGUAGAACCCGAAAUGACCAGACCGGUGGCUCUGCGAACGGCUCAAAUACACCCAAUUCGAUGUGUGGUGUUAGCGCGAUGGAGGUCGAUCCGAUCGAGGAUGUGCUUGGCGGUAAUAGUGGCGUAGGCAGCGGCGCUGGUGUAGUAACGGGUGGAAGUCCCGGUAACGCAGCGGGUGGAAACGGUGGUUCAACGGGUAGCGUUUCUAUUUCCACCGGUGGCAACGGUGGACAAAGCGUAAGCGGAACAAUGAAGCAAGAAGCUGGCAUUGGUGGCACUGGGAAUGGAAGCAACAGUGGUACGGGUGGAUCAGGAAAUAGCCAUAAUAUCGUAAGUGCACCAGGGUCCGGAUCCGGCCAGAACUUAUCAGCAGGAGGCAACAAUGGUUCUAAGAAUGGUAGCAACGGUGGAAACGGUGGUACCAACAGCUCCAGCAGCGCUUCCGGCAGCAGUGGAAAUAAUGGUAAUGGCAACGGCGGCAAUUCUGGCGGUGGCGCCGGAAGUAGCAAUUCGCAGCUCAACAAUUCCAACCAGGGUGCUAGUGGCAGCAGUGGUGGUGGUGGUGGUGGGAAAAAGGGCAACGGAAGCGGUAACAACACUGCUAGCGGUAGUGGUACCAGUGGUGCAAACGCGGGCAAGAAGAAAAAACGCAAAACAGGAGGUCGGGGAUCGCAUGCAACCCGUGAAGCCCGGGAAGAUACGCCGGCGGCCGAGGAAACGAUCGAUCCGGACGAACCGACAUACUGUCUGUGUGAUCAGAUUUCAUUCGGCGAAAUGAUCCUCUGUGAUAAUGAUCUCUGCCCGAUAGAGUGGUUCCACUUUAGCUGCGUUUCGCUUAUCUCGAAACCGAAGGGUCGCUGGUUCUGCCCGAACUGUCGCGGCGAUCGACCGAACGUGAUGAAACCGAAGGCACAAUUCCUCAAAGAGCUCGAGCGCUACAAUAAGGAAAAGGAAGAGAAAACAUAAAGUGAUCCCUAGCCCUGUGCAAGGUAGUUAAAAGAGGCAGUAGCAGAUAGCAUUUGCUUAGCACAGACCGAGUAUAUAACAUCCUACGCUCGCCAGAACGUAUUUUCAAGAAGAAUGUAAAAGCAACAAUGAAUGGAAGAGUGGUCACUUGUUGCGGUAUUUUUAGAUUAUAAGCUUUUCUCUCAUUUCUAAUCGAAAACGUCUCACAAAUGAAGAAGGAAGUUAAGGUUGGUUUAGUUCGAGGCGCUACUAGCGAUGUAAUUUACUGCGUUUUUAUUUACUUCUUGUUUUACUUUUGUUUGCAUGUAAUGUCUGCGUUACGCUUCCUUGAAGGAAUCAAAUAAAUUAGGCGAGACAGUUUCAGGAGGGAAGUAACAAGAGAACGUUCUACGAUUAGUAACACCCAACCGCAGUACACACUAUAUUUAUGAUCAGGACUCCUGCAGUAAGAUUUUAGAAGCAACAAGAUUGAAAGUAAGGACUUUUUUGAAAGAUGAUUAAAACAAAACAAUAAUCGUCAGAUUACAAACAAGAAAAAAAAACAUAGCACCACGAGCGUAUCGAUUAAAGACUAACAUCCGAUGAAGGGUCAACUCAAAAUGCCGACAAAUUACGACCCUCGUGUGCCGUAAAAUUUGUAAUAACGCUUCUCGCUUAGGAACGGAGAGUGAACCGAUCUGGAAGCACAUUAAGUGCUCACUUUUCGCUUAAUUAAUAAUGAAUGUAUGUUGGUCCCUCGUACCAUGCCCACCAGACGGCAAAUGUUUAUUUACUUUUCGAUGCGUCUGUCCGUCAACAAAACAGCAACGGAGCGUCAGUUCGGGCGGGUUAUGACCGAACCGUUUGGGCACGUUCCUUGUUUGUUGUACGGUGAAAAACGAAGAAACAUAACGGUUGUUACCUGAUUUGAGGUUUGCAUUUAGCCCGGGAAGGUUCUUUGCGUGAGAAGGGUGAAUGGAAAAAAAAAUGUUUUGAAAAGCUGUUAAUCGUACAUUUUGCGCUCUCACCACCAUUUUGCGCAGCCUGCCAAUUAGUGGUGACAAACGAUUCGGUAGCUUACGAACCAUUAAGCCAUCCCCGGAGGUAAUCUGGAUUGAAUUAAUUUCUAUGACAAAAUUAUGCUUUAAUUGAUAGCAAAAGUUUGCACAAUAGUA
Molecule: messenger RNA, 3335 nt
Organism: Anopheles moucheti
Lineage: Eukaryota; Metazoa; Arthropoda; Insecta; Diptera; Culicidae
Exons: 2
Coding region: 421-2181 (586 amino acids)
Biological process (GO): positive regulation of DNA-templated transcription
Cellular component (GO): nucleus
Source: RefSeq, a predicted model, not a curated record